Molecule: messenger RNA, 3693 nt
Organism: Heteronotia binoei (common prickly gecko)
Lineage: Eukaryota; Metazoa; Chordata; Lepidosauria; Squamata; Gekkonidae
Product: zinc finger protein 436-like
Exons: 7
Coding region: 380-2578 (732 amino acids)
Biological process (GO): regulation of DNA-templated transcription
Source: RefSeq, a predicted model, not a curated record
CACUGCAAAUGCUUCCGACAGUUUCUCUAUGAUGAGGCCGAUGGGCCCCGAGAGGUUUGCAGCCAGCUCCAUGGACUUUGUAACCAGUGGCUGACGCCAGAAAGGCACACCAAGAAGCAGAUCCUGGACCUGGUGAUCCUGGAGCAGUUCCUGGCCAUCCUGCCGCAGGAAAUGCAGUGCUGGGUCAGAGGAUGUGGGCCGGAGACCAGUUCCCAGGCGGUGGCCCUGGCCGAAGGUUUCCUCCUGAGUCAGGCAGAGGAGAAGAGGCAGGCAGAGCAGAUGUGGGCACCAUCCGUGAAGAGAAAAGCUACAUUCCCUGAGGCUGAAGGAGCUUUUUUGGAGCCAGGGCAGAGAGGACAAGCCCAGGAAUUUGCCCAAGAUGCCCUUUCCUGUGGGAGAAACCUGUCUUCGUAGACAAGUGAGCAAAGACAUCUUUUCACAGUCAGAGGCGACCCAAGAGAAUGGGAAGGAGAUGGAAGAGCAGAACCCAGAAGGACCUGGAACUGGCAAGACCACAAGAAAAAGCACCCAUCCUACACAUGGUCAGAGUGGUGUUGAAUUUGGGGAAGGCCCAGUGCCAGAUAUCCAUGAUGAGCUCGUGGCAAUCUCAGACGUACACUGCCAACGAUUCCGGCAAUUCCGCUACCAUGAGGCCAGUGGGCCCCGAGAGGUUUGCAGCCAGCUCCAUGGACUCUGCAACCAGUGGCUGAAGCCAGAGAAGAACUCCAAGAAGCAGAUCCUGGACCUGGUGAUCCUGGAGCAGUUCCUGACCAUCCUGCCCCAGGAAAUGCAGCGCUGGGCCAGAGGAUGCGGGCCAGAGACCAGUUCCCAGGCGGUGGCCCUGGCCGAAGGUUUUCUCCUGAGUCAGACAGAAAAGAGGCAGGCAGAACAGAUGUGGGCACCAUCCAUGAAGGAAGAAGCGACAUUCCCUGAGGCAGAAGGAGCUUCCUUGGAGGAAGGGCAGAGGGUGCAGGCCCAGGAGGGUGCCCAAGAUGCCCUCCCGUGUGAAAAUGGAGAGAUGCUGUUGGGCCAUUGGCUUUCCAGAGGUGUGGAAACAGCUGCUGCAGCUCCAGUCCAGUGUCCGUUUUCUUUAGACGAGGUGUCCGUCUCUUUCACUGAGGCAGAGUGGGCCCUGCUGGAUCCAGGACAAAGAGCUCUGUACCGGGAAGUUAUGUUGGAGAACUAUGGGAACGUGGCCUUUCUGGCAGAGAAUGAUCAGAGGAAUGAAGAGGGUGAGGAAUUUCAUCCACAAUUGCCGGAUAGAGUUAAAAACGAAGGCCUGGAAAAGAAAGUAAAAAAUCGAGACAGACCCAAGAGAAACAAAGAAGGCCGUAUGGUUGAAAAGAGAGAUGGAAGAAAGUAUAAUGUCCGUUUUCCAAAGCACAGGAUAAUGAAGCCAAGUAAAUCGAUUCAGUGUAGAAAGCACAUAUGGAACAAAUCACAGCUUCUUGUGCACCAAAAAACCAACACAGAGGAGAAACCUUUUGAAUGCUCAGAGUGCGGAAAGAAAUUCAGUGAGAGUUGCGGUCUUCAAAAGCAUCAGAGAACCCACACAGGAGAGAAACCUUUUGAAUGCGCAGUGUGUGGAAAGAAAUUCAGUCAGAGUGGCAGUCUUCAAAAGCAUCGGAGAACCCACACAGCAGAGAAACCUUUUGAAUGUGCAGUGUGUGGAAAGAAAUUUAGUCAGAGUGGGAAUCUUCAGCUGCACCAAAGAACUCACACAGGGGAGAAACCUUUUGAAUGCUCGGAGUGUGGGAAGAGAUUUAGUCAGAGUGGCACUCUUCAACUGCAUCAAAGGAUCCACACAGGGGAAAAACCUUUUGAAUGCUCAGAGUGUGGAAAGAAAUUCAGUCAGAGUGGCCAUCUUCAGCAGCAUCAGAGAAUCCACACAGCAGAGAAGCCCUUUGAAUGCUCAGAAUGUGGAAAGAGAUUCAGUAACAGUGGCACUCUUCUACGGCAUCAGAGAAGUCACACAGGGGAGAAACCUUUUGAAUGCUUAGAGUGUGGAAAGAAAUUCAAUCAGAGUAAUGAUCUUCUACAGCAUCAAACAACCCACGCAGGGGAGAAACCUUUCGAAUGCUCAGAGUGUGGAAAGAAAUUCAGUCACAGACGUAGUCUUCAACAGCACCUAAGAAUCCACAGGGGUGACAAACCUUUUGAAUGCUCAGAGUGUGGAAAGAGGUUCAGUCGGAGUGCCAAUCUUCAGCUACAUCAAAGAACCCACACAGGAGAGAAACCUUUUGAAUGCACACUGUGUGGAAAGAAAUUCAGUCAGAGUUGCCAUCUUAAACUUCACCAAGGAACCCAUACAGGAGAGAAACCGUUUGAAUGCUCAGAGUGUGGAAAGGGAUUCAGGUUGAGUGGCCAUCUUCAAAAGCAUCUGACAAGCCACACAGGGGAAAAACCUUAUGAAUGUUCCCAGUGUGGAAAGCGAUUCAGUCAGAGUGGCCAUCUUCAAAAGCAUCAGAGAACCCACGCAGGGGAAAACCUUUUGAAUGCUCAGGUGUGGAAAGAGGUUCAGGUUGAGUGGCAAUUUUCAACAGCAUCCAACAAGCCACAUAGGGGAGAAGCCCUUUGAAUUAUCAGAGUGUGGAAAGAAAUUCAGUUUGAGUUGCAAUCUUCAGCAGGACCGAAGAGUCCACAUGGAAGAAACAUUUUGAGUUGCCAGUGUGGAAAAAUAUUGAGUAACAGUAGCAGUCUUCAACAGUGCUGGAGAAUCCACAUAGAUGAAAAACCGUUUGAAUGCUCAGAGUGUUCCUUGUGCGCUCCUGGAAAUAGCUGCUUGGCAACUUCUGGUCUUCCCUGUGGCGCUCCUUUUAAAAGUGUGUCUAUGAUGGUAGAUGUCUACAUGGUACAGAGAACCACUACCAGCAUCAAAAGUUAUGAAGUAUUUAUUAAAAUGUUUACAAGCAUACUUUUAGCACAGCACCAAACUGAGCAAGGGAUCCAAAACUUAUGGGGGGAAAUUCAAUUCCUCUGUCCCUCCCUCUAUAUAUCAGGUGUUAAAAUAUAGGACAGACCCAUUAGCUUAGGAAAUUACAGAUCUCUACAGAGUGACCAUUACCUUGAGGAUUCCUUCAGCUCUCCCAGAACAGCACAUGGUCAGCAGCUGCCUCCUCCACUCAGUUGAGAGUUCUGUCUGGUCGCCACACCCAAGAGCCCUUCCUUUUUGCUCCCCUGAGUUUUAUCAUCUUUUUUUUCUCCACCCACUGAUCAAGUCAGGCUGGGUCAGAGAUGCUUUUCUUGAAGAUUCCAGAGUUUCCUCCCUGAAGUCCCUCUAGUAUUCUGUUCCUCCAAAUCUCUGUUCCCUGUUCCCAUUGAUCAAGUCAGGCUGGGUCAGAGAUGCUUUUCUUGAAGAUUCCAGAGUUUCCUUCCUGAAGUUGCUCUAUUAUAUUGUUCCUCCAAAUCUCUGUUCCCUGCUGGGAUUGAGGGAGCUUCCUAUUGUCUCUAGCUAGGCCUCUUAGCAUUUCUUAAUGCUAAAAGGUGAGCCUGGAAAGCCUUGACUGAGUUCCUUCUCAUGCCUGUUCUCUGCCCACUGUGUAUGUGUGUUCGUGAGAGAGAGAGACCUUUUAGGAGUCAGCGUGAUUUUGCCCAUUUCAGACCUCUAAAGAAAAAAUGCAUUUGUUCACAAGAUUUACUUUUCUGUGCAUUGUAUUUUUAUGAGCCGGGCUUCAUUAAAUGUGUCAAAGGUUA